UAAAAUCUGACAUGUGACAGCAACGCCUGGGCAGAGGAACGCGACCUCAAACUGUUCUGUCCCUAUUUUAUAGCUGCUAUACUAGCAGUUCUCAGCGUCAAUGUUAUUAAGGUACGAGGCCAAAGUUUACAAUACUGCAACGCUAGCCAGCAAAGACUAUAAACUACUAGGAAAAAUCGAGCAAACUUGUUUAAUAAUUAAACCCCGCGAUUGGCAUUGUGGGUGUUUAUCGAAGCAGAAGAAGGUCCACGAAAUCGGAAUUACAGUCAAGUCACUGUGCUGCUAUCAACAGUUGACUGGAAUCCACACGAGAUCUGUUCUGUGAGUUGAUUGGUUCUCAAUCAAAGCAAUGAAGUAAAUCGGCGAAUUUAUCAUUUGUGCAGGAGUCUCUGACGCAAUAAUCCACAUCAACUGCUGUAUAUAAUUGUGCAUCUGUCCAGUGUUCCAUCUAAACCGAUUUUACAUGAACAGAUAAUGGCUUUGUCUCGGGUGUUUUUCCGUUUACAUGGCUAUUUGCGACCCAUAUCGAAAACACAGGCUCCUUUGGUCUCCCGACUCAUACGGACCCAGAAUGAAGCGAGGUGUUGGCAGUGUACUGCUGCUCCACCGUCGACGAGUUGUCGCUGGCAACUUCAGGAAGAAUGCCUUGAGCUCAGCUAUGGAGGACUUGUUAUGCACUUUGACUAUGUGUGGCUACGGGAUCAUUGCCGCUCUGCCUCCUGCUACAACAGCAAGACCAACCAGAGGAACCUAGAUACGUCACAUGUGGAGCUGAACAUAUGUCCCGCCAACACCAGGGUGGAUGAUGAGAAUCUCUUCCUCACAUGGCCUGAUGGUCAUGUGACAAAGUACAACCUGAGUUGGCUGGCUCAGAACAGCUAUGAGGGACAGAAGCAGAGUGCCAUGCAGCCACGCAUCAUCUGGAACUCUGACAUCUAUGCCAAUGCCAAGGUGUCCCCUGCCAAUUGGGACACGUUUAUGACCUGUGACGAUGAACUGAAGAAGUUCCUCAGGAACUUUCUGCUGUAUGGCAUUGCUUUUGUGGAGGGUGUCCCACCAACUGUUGAGGCCACAGAGACUGUUACCCAGAGGGUCAGCCUCAUCAGGGAGACUAUGUAUGGCAAGAUGUGGAACUUCACUUCAGAUUUCUCCCGAGGAGACACUGCCUACACCAAACUGGCCCUGGACCGUCACACAGACACCUCAUACUUCCAGGAGCCUUGUGGGAUCCAAGUGUUCCAUUGCCUUAAACACGAGGGAACGGGAGGAAGAACACUACUCGUGGAUGGAUUCUAUUCUGCAGACCAAGUACUCCAGAAGACACCUGACAACUUUGAGCUGCUAGCACGGGUGCCUAUCAAGCAUGAGUACAUUGAAAAUGUCAGCGACCACCGCAACCACAUGAUAGGCAUCGGCCCUGUGCUCAACGUGCAUCCCUGGAACAAUGAGGUGUACAUGAUCCGGUACAAUAACUACGACCGGGCAGUCAUAAACACUAUCCCCCAUGACGUUGUCAAUCGAUGGUAUGUGGCUCACAGACAGUUGACCACAGAGCUGAGGAAGCCAGAGAAUGAGUUGUGGGUCAAACUGAAGCCUGGAAAGGUUCUCUUCAUUGAUAACUGGCGUGUCUUGCAUGGUCGGGAGUCCUUCACAGGCCUGCGGCAACUGUGUGGCUGCUACCUGACCAGAGACGACGUCUUGAACACUGCCCGCUCCCUGGGUCUGCAGGCCUGAGUGAAGAAGAGUCUCCAGCCAAAAGCUGCAGCCCUGCUUCCUCAGAAUACAGCCGAAUACAACAAGCCCUUAACCAACAAUGCAGUUCAAGAAAUAGAGUUAAGAAAAUAUUUACUAAAUAAAGUUUUAAAAAUGUAAUCAAAAAGUAACACAACAUAUUUACAUAACAACAACGAGGCUAUAUACAGGGAGAACCGGUACCGAGUCAAGGUGUGGGGGUACAGGUUAGAGGUAAUUUGUAAAGUGACUCUGCAUAGAUAAGUAACAGUUAGUAGCAGCAGUGUAAAAACAAGGGGGGGGGGGGGUCAAUGUAAAUAGUCUGGGUGGCCAUUUGAUUAAUUGUUCAGCAGUCUAUGGCUUGGGGUUAGAGGCUUUUAAGGAGCCUUUUGAUCCUAGACUUGGCGUUCCAGUACCGUUUGCCGUGUGGUAGCAUAGAGAACAGUCUAUGGGUGACUGGAGUCUUUUACUAUUUUUAAGUGUUUAAGUGAAGAACAUGGACUGUGAUCUGCAUUAUGCAUGCAUAUGCUCUUGUUAGAACAACAAUCAUGUUUUGAACUGGAACUUAACAUAUUGAGAUGUUUAACAUAUUGGCUUUGUUUUAGGGAUUAGUUUCUAAUCUUAAAAUAUUAUAGUAUGUCUCAAUCACUACAAUUACCAGACAUUUUGGAUUCAUGUAUUUAGGAACUUUUGCCUUUUUCAAUACCCUUUUUCUUGAUUUGAUUGAAUAAUCAAACCUUAUCCCAGUCUGCUGUUCCCACAUGCUUCAAGAGGGCCACCAUUGUUCCUGUUCCCAAGAAAGCUAAGGUAACUGAGCUAAACGACUACCGCCCCGUAGCACUCACUUCCGUCAUCAUGAAGUGCUUUGAGAGACUAGUCAAGGACCAUAUCACCUCCACCCUACCUGACACCCUAGACCCACUCCAAUUUGCUUACCGCCCCAAAAGGUCCACAGACGGCGCAAUCACACUGCACUAACCCAUCUGGACAAGAUGAAUAUCUAUGUGAGAAUGCUAUUCAUCGACUACAGCUCAGCAUUUAACACCAUAGUACCCUCCAAACUCGUCAUCAAGCUCAAGACCCUGGGUCUCGACCCCGCUCUGUGCAACUGGGUACUGGACUUCCUGAUGGCCGCCCCCAGGUGGUGAGGCUCUAUCACCGCCUGGUACGGCAACUGCUCCGCCCACAACCGUAAGGCUCUCCAGAGGGUAUUGAGGUCUGCACAACGCAUCACCGGGGGCAACUACCUGCCCUCCAGGACACCUACACCACCCGAUGUCACAGGAAGGCCAUAAAGAUCAUCAAGGACAACAACCACCCGAGCCACUGCCUGUUCACCCCGCUAUCAUCCAGAAGGCGGGGUCCGUACAGGUGCAUCAAAGCAGGGACAGAGAAGCUGUUUUUCAGUCUCUAUCUCAAGGCCAUCAGACUGUUAAACAGCCACCACUAACAUUGAGUGGCUGCUGCCAACAUACUGACUCAACUCCAGCCACUUUAAUAAUGGAAAAAUUUAUAUAUCAAAUGUAUCACUAGCCACUUUAAACAAUGCCACUUAAUAUGUUUACACACCCUACAUUACUCAUCUCUUAUGUAUAUACUGUACUCUAUACCAUCUACUGUAUCUUGCCUAUGCUGUUCUGUACCAUCACUCAUUCAUAUAUUUUUAUGUACAUAUUCUUCAUCCUUUACACUUGUGUGUAUAAGGUAGUUGUUGUGAAAUUGUUAGGUUAGAUGACUCGUUGGUUAUUACUGCAUUGUCGGAACUAGAAGCACAAGCAUUUCGCUACACUCGCAUUAACAUCUGCUAACCAUGUGUAUGUGACAAAUAAAAUUUGAUUUGAUUCUA
Messenger RNA from Oncorhynchus nerka (sockeye salmon), 3577 nucleotides. Its product is annotated as trimethyllysine dioxygenase, mitochondrial-like. NCBI's taxonomy places the organism in Eukaryota, Metazoa, Chordata, Actinopteri, Salmoniformes, Salmonidae. Gene Ontology annotation, molecular function: iron ion binding; trimethyllysine dioxygenase activity. Gene Ontology annotation, biological process: carnitine biosynthetic process. Gene Ontology annotation, cellular component: mitochondrion. The coding region runs from base 475 to 1734 and encodes 419 amino acids. The transcript has 7 exons. The record is from RefSeq and is a predicted model, not a curated record.